AUGGCCACCAAACUUGUGGAUCUGGUGUAUUGGCGGAACGUGAGGAGGACCGGCGUGGUGUUCACGGGGCUGGUGAUCGGUCUGGCCAGCGUGUUCCAGCUCAGUGCCAUCACCGUGCUCUCCCACGUCUGCCUGGGCGCCAUGUGCGUCACCUUCCCCCUCCGUCUCUACUACAAGCUGCUGGAGCUGCUGCGCUGGAACCCCGGGGUGCACCCCUUCCAGUCGUACCUGGAUAAUGACAGCACUCUGACAGAUAAGGAGACAGUGAUGCUGGUAGAGGAGGUGGUGCUACUGAUCGCGUUUGCUGUCACAGAGAUCAAACGCCUCAUUUUCAUCGACAGCAUGAUCGACUCCAUUAAGUUUGUUGUGCUCCUGUAUCUGCUGACCUAUGUCGGCGUCCUGACCAACGGACUGACUCUGGUGAUAACUGCUGUGAUCGCCGUUUUCUCCAUUCCUCUUUUGUACAAAAAGCAGCAGGUGCGGAUCAGGAGGAUGGUCAGAGCUGUCAGAGCUUUUGUAAAGAAAAUCAGAAACUUGUGUCUUAGUCUGUAUGAUUCAGUGAGACACUCUCCUGCCGCUGAACCCGCCCCAAAACCUGCAGUUGCAGCUGCCGUCAAACAGAAGGCCAAGUCCAAGUAA
Chelmon rostratus (copperband butterflyfish) is the source of this 639-nucleotide messenger RNA. RefSeq names its product reticulon 2b (gene rtn2b). Bases 1 to 639 code for a protein of 212 amino acids. The record is from RefSeq and is a predicted model, not a curated record. The transcript has 7 exons. Lineage: Eukaryota; Metazoa; Chordata; Actinopteri; Chaetodontiformes; Chaetodontidae.